This is a messenger RNA of Protopterus annectens (West African lungfish), 4660 nucleotides long. It is a transcript of the gene KLF13, whose product is annotated as Kruppel like factor 13. Lineage: Eukaryota; Metazoa; Chordata; Ceratodontiformes; Protopteridae. The record is from RefSeq and is a predicted model, not a curated record. Gene Ontology annotation, molecular function: DNA-binding transcription factor activity, RNA polymerase II-specific; RNA polymerase II cis-regulatory region sequence-specific DNA binding. Gene Ontology annotation, biological process: regulation of transcription by RNA polymerase II. The coding region runs from base 695 to 1558 and encodes 287 amino acids. The transcript has 2 exons.
CCGCUCGGUUCCUGUUUUUGGCAAAAAGCCGACCCCGCCUUUCUUUCUGUCUGUCUACUUGAUGAUAUUCAUGCGUGUGACGGAGUGGGAGGAGUUGUGGCCUCAGAUUACCUCUGACACUGCGACCCCAAGUCUUCAAUGUCCAGAUGCUGUAACCAAGGGACACUUUGUCCAUUCCGAAGAAUAUUACCGCCCAAACGUACUGAAUCCCGCCAAGUCUGUCGCACUUUUAAGCGGCGUAAGGACUAAACCUUCCCGGGAAAUAAAGUUUGAGAGUCAGGUGCAGAAAAAGCGGCUGUGACAUCAUUGCUGUAUUUUUUUUUCCUCCGGUACCACGCCCCCACGAGGGUGUGCAAUACCCAUUAAGCGAUAACGGGGAAAACUUAUUCUACUGUCACAAUGCAAGGGAUGGGGCAGAGGUGGCUGGAUUGUGUUUUUCAUACUUGAAAGAGCAAGACUUAUUUUGGACCGCACCUGGCAGUCUCAAAAAACAGAACCGUUAUGCGGAGAAAACGCUCAUGUGGCAUUUUCUUAAAAGUCAGAACAUCUUAAUUUUCUGAGAAACUGGUGUGAUAUUCAACGAGGUACAUUUCAUGCCUUUUGUACCUGUAGUCGUCAAACAAAGGAAUCUCAGGACAGACAGUGCCAGGCGCAUCGCUUUUCUUUUUAAUUAAGGGUUUGAUUACUAGCAGAAAUGGCAACUGCAGCAUACAUGACUGGGGAGCAGUUUGCAGCCGAGUGUCUUGUUUCAAUGUCAAUUCAGCCUAUUGUUCACGGUCCAAAGGGGAAUCUAGGACCCCUACCAGAAGCAACAGUAAUACAAGUAAAUGGAGAGGAUACCACAUCUAGUGGUAAGAAAGAACUGAUGGAGCCCUUUGUGCACGGUUGUAACAGCAAAGAUUCCUCUCUUGUUUCUGUGGCUAAGAUUUUAGCAAACAUGGACCGGCAUAUUCCAAUCCCAACUCCUUCACACGUCCCCAGAAAUAAAACAAUCCAGGAGACCGUUAACACUCCACCACCUUCUCCUCCCGAAACUGCAGUCUUCGAAAGUGCCUAUGUGAGCAACAAACAUACAGGCAAAACUGCUGCUGCUGCCACACCUACCGUGCCAGGCGAGCCGAACCACAGACAAAGAAGCAAUUUUGGGAGAUGCAAGUCCGAGCAGCUCGACUCCCCACAGAAAAAGCACAAGUGUCCCUAUAUAGCCUGUGGUAAAGUAUAUGGCAAAUCCUCACACCUGAAAGCCCACCUAAGGACCCAUACAGGAGAAAGACCAUUUGCAUGUAGUUGGCAAGACUGCAACAAGAAGUUUGCUCGAUCAGAUGAAUUGGCUCGACACUACCGUACACAUACAGGGGAGAAGAAAUUUACAUGCCCCAUUUGUCUUAAAUGCUUCAUGCGCAGUGACCAUCUGACGAAACAUGCUAAGCGUCAUCCCAACUUCCACCCAAGUAUGUUGAAAAGACCCAGUGGCAGCAACUCAAGAACAGGUUCGGUUAGCGAUUACAGCCGUUCUGAUGCUUCAAGUCCAACCAUUAGCCCUGCUGGCUCCCCAUAAUCCUACCUGCACUGGACAUCAGCACUUUGCCUCGGUCAGAUCAUGCACAGUUUUUGGAUUGUGUUGCACAGGAUUUUAUUCCCUUCUGCUCGUAUGUUGUCAUGUAGUAUAUAUGUAGCUGCCUGUUUGUGAAAUCUCAUGGGCAAUUUUUUGCUGAUAUUUCAAAAUGUCAGCUAAACUAGCCUCAUACAAAGGAUAGAUCUCAACUGUCCUGAUUUUUAGCUUCUUGCACCCACAGAUGAGAUGCCUACAGUUUGUGAUGCGCUUUUGUUUUAAAAGUAAUUUCUUGUCAUCAAAAAAAUAUAUAUGUAUAGUGCUGUUUAAAAAAUAUAUCUCCACAUCAGGCAUCCAGCUUUAAUACAAUAGUUAAUAAGACUGCACAGUGGGAGCAUCUUUAUAGCUGAAAUUCAACAGUGUUGAAUUUUCCCCCUCUCAGGGAUGGAUUUUUGUUGUUACACAGUAAACACAAUGAAGACAUACCCAUAUUACAGCCUUACUUGAGAUAUUUGCACUCAGGUUUUUAUGUUUGUUUAUUCACACUGGGAAGACUAGUACUGGAAUGAAUUUUGUGUCAAAUCCAUAUCUUUUGUAGCAAAAAUCCAAUGAUGACUUUGUGUAUGCCUCAUGUGCGAUAAACUGAUAGUGUGGUUUAAAAAAAGAAAGAAAAAAAAAAAAGAGUCCUCACUCUCUUAGCAAAGCAGACCACAAAUUUGACUCAGCUGCUUUUUUUUGUAUAAUGAGCAAUACAAGCCUUUUUUCAGGAUGAUGAAUUUAAACACACCUUCCCAUUGCACUAACUUCUCACUCUUGUUUUGAGCACCAAACUUGGUAUAUUUCAUUUGGUUUAAUUCUCAAAAGAGAGGCCUUAACGCAUUAAGCAACUGUGAUGUAUGUAUUCCAGUUGUACAGAUCUGUGUUGGAAAGGCAUCUUCUCAUUAAGGAGCAUUUUAUAUUUCCUGGUUCAGCUAGGAUUUAUUUAUCAGCAGAAUGACUUUUUCCUUGCCUACCUAAGACCUCACGCCUGCUUGCUCACAAGUGUAUUACAUAUCCAUUUUAAGGAAACUGAGAUAACACAAAUAGUAGUGUUCCCGUAACAAGUUAUUAACUGUUUGUCUCAACUCUUUCCUUAUUAAUGUUUUUCGUCUGUUGAAAUUAUCAGUCUGCCUACUUGUAGAUCAACAUUCUUACAUGAAACUUUCAGGAAAUGUAACAUAAUAGUAGAAGUCUGAGCAAACACAUACAUGACUAAAAUGAUUUAGUUUCUUAUACAAAGUAUACUUUAAAUGUAGUAUAUGUUUUAGCUAAGUGGUGUUUGAGGGUAUUUGAGUAUUGUUGAAUUUUCUCAUUUUCAUUAAAACUACUCCAUUUUCUUUGCCACCCAAGACAUAGUUAAAAAAGGGAAUGUUUUGAGAUUAUUCUAGAAUUCUUCAAUAUUAUCAGGUCAAUUUUAUUGGGUAUAUUAUAGAAGACAUACAGAAUAUAAAAUCAGACCACAACAUUGUGAAUUGGCAUUCUGCCUCUUACUUGGCAAAAGCCGGUGUUUAGAUGAGCUGGCGUAGAGGUGUUUUUAUUAUUAUUAUUAUUUGUUUUUUUUAUUAGUUUUACAAUAUUGUGUUUUCCAUGUUAUGGUAAAAACAAACUGCCUUAAGCAGUUGUGAGGUGUAGCAUAGUGGGAAAUUAAUAAACUGAUCUGCUGUUUUUCAUGAAAUGAAUGCCUGCACAUUCCAAAGGAUUUAUCCAUUCGUCAUAUUGCUGCUUUGCAUUAAUCCAGUUUUGCCAGUCUGUUUUUUUUUAUAUGUUAAAUUGACUGUGAUAGUUUGUUUUAUAAUGUUUAUAGGAUUUAAGUAGUUUAAUAGGUACUUGCAUCACAUUUGAAUUAACUGUUGUCUUGCACUCUUUCAUCUUUAUUAUAGGCAAUUUCUUAAAUGUUGAUGAGCAGACACUUACAGUACUUCAGUAUUUUAUGUAUAUUUGUUUCAAAUUGAUGUUAUGUUAACUAUUUUUUCCUAUUUAUCAGUUCUUUUACUAGGCUGGACCUUUUCAUUUUUUUUAAACAGUGGUCACAGAUGUACAGUUAUUAAAAUGUUUGUACUACAGAAGCACCGAAAUGUGUAAUUACCUCCAAGUAGUAUGCCAUCAGAAAACCCAUGUUAUUGUAGAUUACUGUAUGAUUAACAGAUCUGAGACAUUCAGAAAUGCAGACUGUUGUACUGAACAGCAUGUGUUGAUGACAGACGCUAAGGAGUUUAAGCCAUCAGUUUGUUUUAAGGAAUGAUUCCUGCAUAAUUCAGCAGUGCUUUGUGCAUGUGUAGAUGCUUGGUUACAUGUCUGUCAAAAUGGUAUGUGAAAGUACGCAGAUUGCUGUAAAAAGAGUGCUGAACAGCUUUUGUUGUAGCAUACAUGUCACACCACACUAUUUGCUUCUAAAAUAUUCUAACCAUUCAGGUAUUCAUAGUUUUGCUGGUGAGUUUUUACCAUUGCACCAUACAGUUUUGAAAUGCCUCUUAAGGCUCAAUGUAGACCUACUUUUAGGCUACUUAGUAAUGAGCUUCAGGAAGAGAAGAAAAUGAUUAGAAGACUCAGGGUACUAUGUUGUGUGCUUACCUCAUUUCUGUGGAGAUAAUAAUUAUUCAAAACUGACUUCCAGUUAGGGAAAACUUUAUCUGGGUAUGCUGAACUUAAGCAAACAUCAAAUAUUAUAAAAUAAGUGCAAACCCUGCUUGCAUUUCUUCCAUUUGCAUUAAAAUUGUAGUAAUCUUUAAUUUGUCUUUCAUGUUGUAAAGUAAGUUUUCAGCACUCAUCAGAAUUUAUAGCACUUCCAAAAAUAAGUGCAUCAAAAUAUUUAAAAUGUGAAGGACAUUAUAGUUAAACAGAAGAUGUAAACAGUGGGUAAAAAUAUCUGCAUUUUAAAUAUCUGUUGUUUAAACUAUUAGGAAACAAGAAUGCAUUUGUAAGGAUAACAGGAUAAUGCUAGCAUGUCGGUUCCAGCUGCUACUGAUUAGCCUGCAUUGGGGUUCUCUAGCUUGCAUAUGUUGUUGAGUGCUACGACAGGCUACAACUCUUUGUGACCUUGUAUAGAAUAAAACAGGUUUCUGAAAAUGA